GAUCAUCACACUCGUCAUUUUUUCACUCACGCUUUCCGAGGCCUUCUUCACAUUGCCGGUGUGAUUUCUGCCCGCCGUUGACUGGUGGCCACCGACCACGAUUUUCAGUCAUCGGAAUUUCUCACACACUUCAAUCAACCAGCUGAAGAUCUGCUUUGGCAAUGGCUAUACCAUCACGUCACUUAUUCGUCGAUGGGGAGUGGAAAGAACCUGUGAAGAAGAAUCGCAUCUCUGUAAUCAAUCCCGCUACCGAGCAGAUAAUUGGGGAUAUUCCAGCUGCUACAGCAGAAGAUGUUGCCGUUGCCGUGGAAGCUGCUCGCAGAGCUCUUAAACGUAACGGAGGGAAAGAGUGGUCAUCAGCUUCAGGAGCGCAUCGUGCCAAGUAUUUGCGCGCUAUUGCUUCAAAGAUAAUAGAGAAAAAAACUGAAUUGUCAAAACUUGAAGCCAUCGAUUGUGGAAAACCACUCGAAGAAGCAGCAUGGGAUAUGGACGAUGUUGCUGGAUGUUUCGAGUAUAAUGCCGAUCUUGCUGAAGAGUUGGAUAGAAAGCAAAAUGCAUCUGUUGCUCUUCCAUUGGACACAUUUAAAUGUCAUAUUAUUAGGGAACCCAUUGGUGUUGUUGGGUUGAUCACUCCAUGGAAUUACCCUUUACUGAUGGCUACCUGGAAAGUUGCUCCUGCCCUGGCAGCCGGGUGUGCUGCGAUACUUAAACCAUCAGAGCUAGCAUCGGUUACUUGCUUGGAAUUAGGUGAAAUAUGCAGAGAGGUGGGCCUCCCUCCUGGUGUUCUCAAUAUUCUUACUGGUUUAGGUCCAGAAGCUGGUGCACCAUUGGCAUCUCAUCCCGAUGUUGACAAGAUUGCAUUUACAGGAAGCAGUGCCACAGGAAGCAAGGUUAUGACAGCUGCAGCUCAAAAUGUUAAGCCCAUUACACUUGAACUUGGUGGGAAAAGUCCAAUAGUGGUGUUUGAUGAUGUUGACAUCGAUAAAGCUGCUGAAUGGACGCUCUUUGGUUGCUUCUGGACAAAUGGUCAAAUAUGCAGUGCAACAUCUCGCCUUUUGGUGCAUGAAAGCAUUGCUGAGGAGUUUUUAGACAAGCUUGUUAUGUGGGCUAAAAACAUCAAGAUUUCAGACCCCUUGGAGGAAGGUUGUAGACUUGGCGCUAUAGUUAGUGGCGGACAGUAUGAAAAGGUAUUGAAGUUUAUAUCAACAGCCAAAAGUGAAGGCGCAACCAUUUUAUUUGGAGGGCAGCGUCCGGAGCAUUUGGAAAAAGGAUUCUAUAUCAAGCCAACCAUCAUCAGUGACGUUACCACAUCCAUGCAAAUUUGGAAAGAGGAAGUUUUUGGACCCGUUCUCUGUGUAAAAACAUUUACAACAGAAGAAGAAGCAAUUGAAUUAGCAAAUGACACUUGUUACGGAUUGGCUGCUGCUGUAAUAUCCGACGAUUUGGAAAGGUGUGAGCGUGUAACAAAGGCUUUCCAGGCAGGUAUUGUCUGGGUCAACUGCUCGCAGCCAUGCUUCUCUCAAGCUCCGUGGGGCGGCAAAAAGCGUAGUGGUUUUGGUCGUGAACUAGGAGAACGGGGUUUGGAGAACUACCAGAAUGUGAAGCAGGUGACUCGAUAUAUUUCGGACCAACCAUGGGGUUGGUAUAAUCCUCCAUCUCGUGAGCUGUAAGGCCUCAAUGUUUUACUCACAAACAAUGGGCUGGUAUGAUCCUCCAUCUCCUAACCUCUAAAAACUGUAAGUGUCAGUAAGAUUUACAAUAAAUAAAAAUAGCCAGUUUACCAGUUUGAACAAGUCAAACCGAAAUGUCGAUACAAUCGUGGUGAUUCGUGAACCAAGUUCUUGAUCAUAUGUUCUUCAGGACAUGCCAAGAUCAUUAUUCGACAUGCUAAAUCCGUAUUGUGUGGAAAUAUUUUGUAUUUAUGUCCCAUUCACCACUUGAGCAUCAA
Messenger RNA from Cynara cardunculus var. scolymus (artichoke), 1948 nucleotides. Its product is annotated as betaine aldehyde dehydrogenase, chloroplastic. The coding region runs from base 162 to 1670 and encodes 502 amino acids. The transcript is spliced from 15 exons. Gene Ontology annotation, molecular function: oxidoreductase activity, acting on the aldehyde or oxo group of donors, NAD or NADP as acceptor. The record is from RefSeq and is a predicted model, not a curated record. Lineage: Eukaryota; Viridiplantae; Streptophyta; Magnoliopsida; Asterales; Asteraceae.